AUGAGGCCAAUGCUCAUUCUCAACCGCCAGUGCGGUCUGCGCUUUCAAAGAGCAUAUACCACAAAAACACCAUCAUCCAUAGUUUCUGCACUCAAAGCCCACCCUCCAAAAAUCAUAACAGACUAUCUCACUCCAAUGCCCUCACAUCUCCUUACAACUACUAUCAACGACCUGCUCUCCCCUGCUCCCUCGGAACCCACAAUAUCCUCACCUCCUCGCGCUCUCCCACAGGGCCAUCAUCUCGUUUAUUUCCCCAUUCAGCUACCCCCCUCGCGUCUCAUCCCUGACGGUGCAGAUCCUGAUCACUCGCCUGGUCCGCCGUAUACUCGACGGGUUUGGGCGGGUGGUGAGGUCACGUUCAGGGGCGAGGAGAUGAAGCUGGAUGCGAGGCCUGUGGUAUGUAGGGAGAAGAUAGGAGAUGUCACCCUGAGAGGUAAAGAGGGUGAGGAGAAGGUAUUUGUUGAUGUGUGGAGAAAAUAUGGAGUUGGGCAUGAGAUUGAAAGAAGAGAAGACUGGGAUAUUGAAGAGAGGAGGACGUUGGUGUUUAUGAGGGAGGAGGAAGGAUCUGCUCCACCGUCUGCGCGUCUCCUCAAGUAUCCUCAUCCUCCAUCUAAAUCCAUCUUUUUGACACCGUCACCAACACAUCUAUUCCACUUCUCAGCUCUCUCAUUCAACGCUCACUCCAUUCAUUUCGAUCCGCAAUUUGCGCGAGACGUAGACGGCCAUCGAGCACUUCUAGUUCAUGGCCCUUUCACUCUUGCACUGAUGCUCCGCGUACUGAACGACCAACUCGGCUCUGAUGCGUCUGUUCACAAGUUUAGCUACAGAAACUACGCGCCUCUUUAUGUUGACGAACGCAUGAGCAUCAAUGUCCGUAGGGUGUCAAAGGAAAAUGGCGUGGAAGGACGAUGGGAUGUCUGGAUUGAGGGGCCAGAAGGGGGAAUGGCUGUAAAAGGAACUGCGGACGUUGUUUGCCAAUAG
Messenger RNA from Fusarium sp. VM40, 981 nucleotides. Lineage: Eukaryota; Fungi; Ascomycota; Sordariomycetes; Hypocreales; Nectriaceae. The record is from the annotation of a GenBank genome assembly.